AUGAUAAAUUAAUAAGAUCUAUAAUCAUCUUAUUUAAAGACAGAAAAUGACUCUUCUUUGCUCAUAGGAGCAAAAUAUAGAUCUUCAAAUAUAAAUUUAGUGCAUAUGGACUAAAAAGAUCCUUAAAAUACUACAGAAUGCAAUGACUCGUUGCAAAGUAUGCAAAACUUAGAGUCUUCUUUAUAAAAUAAUAAUUAAUAGGCUCUUUAAUCAUUAACAAAUAAAUAAGAUUUGCAAAUCAAAAUUCAUGAACCAAGUUAAAAAUAAGAAGUGACAUCAGAAUCUUCUUCUGAUAGUUCUUCAUCUUCAUAGUCCUCCUCUUCCUCUUCUGAAUCAGAAAACAAACAAUAGCGGAAUCAACAAAAUUAAAAAAACAUCUUAUCCAUUAAUCCACCACACUCACUACUAAGUCCUUCUAAUUCUAAAAGGCAUAGCUCCUACCUAUCUAAAGAAUUCCAACACUAAAUAGAAAAUAAUAGCAUUUUACUUAAAUAAUCUAUAAAAUAAAUCAAAUAAAAUAUAUUGAGUAACUGCCUCUUUAAAGAUAAAAUAUAUUAUAAACCAAAUUUUCUCAAGAGACUAGUUUUCAUCCUAAAAUUUUAUAGAAAAAUGAAGUAAAAUGUUUUGAAAAAGAGCUUGAAAUACUUAAGCGAGAAGUUUUUCUACUUAAUUAAUGAUAAGGCUUCUUAGGUAAAUUCAAAGAAAAAGUAAAAAAAUAAAUAUUUAAGAAAGUUUGAAAACUUACUCAAAAUAUUUUAGAAAUUUUCUAUUGAUACCUUUCGUCCAGAAAACACAUUUACCAUAGUUGUUAAACUGCUAUAGUUGGCUGUAAUUAUAUGUUAAUGCUGGUGGCUCCCAAUUCAAAUGUUGUUUGAAGAUUAAAUUUAUGAACUAGAAGUAUCAACAAUAUGCGUCUUUUCAGCUGCCCUUAGAUCUUACAACUGCAAUAUUCCUACUAUGCUCUCAAGGAUAACAUUCAUUUAUUUUAUUUUUACUUAUUGUUUUUAGAAUUCUAACUACCAAAUAAAGUAAUAGCAACCUUUUUUUUAUUUAACUUUCAAAACAUUUCCUAGCUUUAGAUUAGCUAAAAUGUUAGGAAUUCUUCUGCUUUCUGCCCACUUUUUUGCUUGUGGUUUUAUAUGGAUUGGAAGUAACACUGACUAAAAUAACAAUUGGAUUGCAAAAUAAAGUUUGUAAGGAUAAAGUUGGGGAAAUAUAUAUAUAAAUAGCUUAUAUUUUUCUAUAGUAACAAUGAUAACAGUAGGAUAUGGUGACAUAACUCCUGUAAAUUUGAUUGAAAAAACUUUUGUGAUGAUUAUAAUGGUAUUUAAUUGUGGUCUAUUUGGAUAUUACAUAAAUGUUAUGAGUGAAAUAUUCAGAAUUAAGGAACAAGAAAAUAUGGUUGUUAUCAACCAGCAGCUUGAAAUUUUUAAGUAUUUAAAGUUAAGAGGUGUAUCUAACCACAUUCAAACUCAAGUGGCUAAAUAGCUUGAAUAUAUUAAUUAUUAAGAAAGCUCUUAAAAAGGAGAACAUCUUAUAAGUAAACUUGGAGAAGGUUUGAGAAAUGAGGUUAAAAAAGACAUAUAUCUGAAGUAUAUUUAAAAUCAUGUAAUCAUGAAGAGGAUUUUUUCACAGCAAUUUUUGUUUAAGCUAAGUCUUCAUAUGAAAGAAAUGAUUUUAUAUCCAAAUUAGAUUCUUCAUAAAAGAGGAGAGUAAAUAUAAAGAAUAUAUAUGAUUUUCAAAGGAGUUAUUGAAUAUGUUUUUGAAGGAGACACUGAUUAAUAAAUAUCUAGUUUUUAAAGCGGUUAAAUAAUAUCCAUAGAACGAUUUAUUGCCUAACAAAACUACGAAGCAACUCUUAAGAGCUAAAAUAUGUGUACAUUGAUUUAUAUAGAUUUUAAUGAUUUUAAAAACCUCCUCUGUUAGUUUCAACAAGAUUUUGAAAAGUACUUCAUGAUAAAAGAUUUAAUUCAACAGAAACUUACGAAUCCUUUCUUUUCCUAUGAGCAAUGCUAAUCUUGCCAGUAAUUCAACCAUACCCUUUCAUAAUGUCCCUCAGUUACGUUUUAGCCCCAAAGAGACAUUGUCGUAAACAGACAUGCCUUUAGCAUGGAUCAAAAAAGAUAAAAGGUUCAUAAAUAAAGAUUUAAAUCAAAAAUUUGCUGUCUUUCAGAGCUUCAUAAGAUAAGAGUGAUGUUUAAAAAAUAUAGACUUGACAAUUUAGACGAUGAUUAAAAGAAAAAUUUAAGCUCUUUUUAAGAUCAAAAAUGGACUGAGCAUAUACUUUUAUGGACGGAUAAAGUAUUCAUGCAAAGACUUCCUAUAAAGAUUAAGGUAAGAUGGAAUGAUGAUGAGUAAGAUUAGUAAGUCAGAGAAUCUAGAUAUGAUGUAUGUGACUAUAUUGACUAUGAAGAUGAAGAAGAAGAGGAAGAAGAAGAUGAGGAUGAUUUGGGAGAUAGUGAAUAUUAUGAAUAAUCUUAAAAGGAAAAUAACAGUUAUUAUGACCUUCAGAGCAUAGGUUGUAAAGAUGAUGAUUUAAAGAGUACUUAGAUUUCUAUCAAAAAGUAAAGAUUAAAUUCUAUAAAGCUAAGAGAAAGUUAGUAGAUUUCUUAAACAACUAUUGAAGAAUUGUUUAAGUAAAGCUCAAACAAAAAAAUUUCUCUAGAACAUCAAAACGAAGAUAGGUAAAAGAGAGAUUCAUAAAAAACCAUACAGAAGAACUCAUAUAAAAUGAGAGACACCAUUUCAGAAAAAAAUUUGUCAAGGAGACAAAGUUGUGAUAAAAGCAAUUAAUAACAGCAAGAUGGAAAACAUAAUUCAAAUCUAAAUAUAACUGAGUAAAAAUCAGAUUUAGAAAAUAAAUCACAACAUUAGAUAUAACCAUAGUCAUAAAUGAUAAACGAUUAAUAAAAUUAAAUCAUGAGCAUAUUAAAUUAUAUUUCAACCUUUUAAAAAGGAGUACUUGAUAUUAUGAAUAAAUAGAGCUAAUCGAUGUCCAACUUAAGUAUUUCUCGUAGAAAAAAAAAGAAAAAAAGAAAUUUUAAUAGGUUAAAUAGCACAAUUGUAAACAAUUAAGACUUUGAAAUUUCCCUAACUAACUUUGAAAGAUGCAAAGAAUAUAAAUUAUAUUUCCCAGAGUACAAUUUAUCAGUCAUUAUGGAGUAGAUUAAGAAAAAGCACAAUUAUUUCAUGAAAAAAUGGAUUGAAGGAAUUUAAAAAUCUAAUUUUACUUAAAGAAGGUCUUUAUUUAAAAAAAUAUAUUGA
Tetrahymena thermophila SB210 is the source of this 3264-nucleotide messenger RNA. RefSeq names its product zinc knuckle protein. Lineage: Eukaryota; Ciliophora; Oligohymenophorea; Hymenostomatida; Tetrahymenidae. Gene Ontology annotation, biological process: regulation of membrane potential; potassium ion transmembrane transport. The record is from RefSeq and is a predicted model, not a curated record. Gene Ontology annotation, molecular function: voltage-gated potassium channel activity. The transcript has 12 exons.